This is a messenger RNA of Cladocopium goreaui, 434 nucleotides long. The record is from the annotation of a GenBank genome assembly. Lineage: Eukaryota; Dinophyceae; Suessiales; Symbiodiniaceae.
GAGGUGCUGCUUGUUGAAGAGGUUGAUGUUGAGGUGCUGCUGGUGCUGGUGGAGGAAGUGCUGCUUGAUGUACUUGAUGUGGUACUGCUACUGCUGCUGGAGGUGCUGGUGGAUGUGCUCGUUGAUGAUGUGGAGCUGGUGGACGUACUGCUGGAUGAAGUUGUGCUGGAGCUAGUUGUUGAGGUACUGGUUGAUGUGCUCGAGGUUGAUGAUGUGGAGCUUGACGAUGUGGAGCUUGAUGACGUGCUGGUGGAGGUGCUGCUUGUUGAAGAUGUUGAUGUGGAGGUGCUGCUGGUGCUGGUGGAGGAGGUGCUGCUUGAUGUACUUGAUGUGGUACUGCUACUGCUGCUGGAGGUGCUGGUGGAUGUGCUCGUUGAUGAUGUGGAGCUGGUGGAUGAGGUGCUGGAUGAUGUCGAGCUGGUGCUGCUUGUAGA